Molecule: messenger RNA, 621 nt
Organism: Lucilia sericata (common green bottle fly)
Lineage: Eukaryota; Metazoa; Arthropoda; Insecta; Diptera; Calliphoridae
Product: EF-hand domain-containing protein D2 homolog
Exons: 1
Coding region: 323-604 (93 amino acids)
Molecular function (GO): calcium ion binding
Source: RefSeq, a predicted model, not a curated record
UUGUAAACAUCAGUCACUCUUCAACUAUCCAACUGACAAGUUCGUUGUAUUAAUAAACGCGCAAAAAACAAUUGUGUAAAACUUAUAACGGAUAUUAAAUAAAUUGUUAAAAAGAAAAUAAUAUAAAAAAAUCAUAUUUCAAUUAUAAAAUAAAGUGUUUAAAAAGAAAAAAUCCUUUAGGGGUGUGAGUCUUUACAAAAUUAGAAAAACAAAUACCUAAACAAAGCACUUGUUUAUAAAAAGUAAAAAAAUAACAACAAAUUAACAUUUCUUAGCAAAAUUAAAAGUUUUUGUUGCAAAAAAAAAGCUACCAAUAAUUAAAAUGUCUGUCUCCUCAAAUGCUUCUUCGGCUGCCUCCUCCGUUUCGGGAGCCAACACCUCAAAUGGACGCCGUUCCUCAUUGGGCCGGCCCAAUAGCUGUGAUUCGGGCUCCACCGACUCCUCCGAAUUGUCACACAUUCUCAAUAGACGCCAGGUGAUUAUCGACUCCCAGGAGGCAGGCAUUGAAGUACCACACAGUUUCAAAGUGGUCAAUGUUUAUACAGAAUUUCAUGAGUUUUCACGCAAACAAAUAAAGGAUUAUCAAAAAACUUUUAAUACGUAAGUUAUUUUACAACUUUU